CCCAAGGCCAGGACCAGGCACCGGGAGGCUGGACUGCGGUGGCGGUCGGGAAGGCGCAGGCGCGGAGGCGCGCCGUGCCUGGAGCCUGGUCCGGCCGCCUGCACUUCCCGAAAGGAGCCAAACCCGGGCAGCCGCAGCGGCCGAACUGCGCAGGCGUCCGUCAGCUGGGAUCCCGCGCGAUCUGGCUCUGCGCCAAACCCCGGGCCGAACCGCAGCAUCUCUUGCUCCCCGGGGAAAAACUCAAGAUCUGGCAGACAAAGGAAAACCUGAAAUGUUCCUAAAAGGUAAAAGGACCCCUCCUGGUUCCACUGGGGCUCGAACCCAGGACCUUCUGCGCGUAAAGCAGAUGUGCUAACCGCUACACUAUGGAACCGCGCGGUGCGGCUGCUCUUCGGGGUGGAAUAAGUGCACAUAAAGACCUUUCUCUCGCCAGUGCCAGUGUGGGAGGAAACGGAGCGUAGAGGCCCGGCGACCGCUCGGGGAGAGGAACUGUCAGAAGGAUCUUGGGCUGCUAAGCGCAGCUCCCACCCACGCUUCUCGGCUGCACCGGCUCCGCCGCUUCUCCGAGAAAGAAGGCCAGACCCACGACAAGUGUCCCGGGACAUACGGCAUUCGGUGUGCCUGCCUUGAUGUAAGCAGCGCGGAGGGGGCAUGAGUACCUGGCUCUGUGGCGCAAUGGAUAGCGCAUUGGACUUCUAGACUGUUGGAGUGAUUCAAAGGUUGUGGGUUCGAGUCCCACCAGAGUCGCUUUUGUUUUGGGAAGGAAGUAAGAGAAAAACCGACCUGAACACCUUUAAAAUUCCCCACCUCACUCGCCCCACUGUGAAAAGGAAGGAAACUCGUUCUAACUCCCUGUUGGGUCCUUUCGUGUGAAGGGGUUGGGAGACCCGUCACCCGAGUCUUCCCAGUAGCCUUCAGGGGGCCCCAGAGUUUCCGGUGAUUGGAGGUGGAGAAACUAGCAAGACGUGGUUACCUGUUAAACAUUGCUCCUACUUCCUGAUGCAUUUCAUUCCUGAUACAUUCCGGAUCAUAUACAUUUCAUGAAACAAUGCAAAUCUCAACGUUCUCCCACAUAGGGGAGUGGCUCCAAACUCCAAGCCGGAGGAAAAUGGCUGUGAGGCUCUACAUGAUUCAAAUGGCUGUAGACGUGAACCAGGAAGGGCUGCCGCCACCACCGCCGCCGCCGCCGCCGCCGCCCACAGAAGCUGACCCAGGUGCUUGUUUGUUAAACCAGCUGGAGCAAACCGGAAUCGAAGGAUACUUGGCAGAGAGAGCGUCUGGGCUGUCGGCAUCCCCAUGGAGCUCCGGCGCCCCUCGCUCCCAGCUCAGCGCGUGGCCGCUAAGCCCCCUGCGGAGCCCGGGCGCCCAGAGCCUCCCACCUGCGGAGAAAGGUCCCAGUGCCAGCAGCUCCCAAACGUUGCUGGAAACUGGAGAGAAGACAGAGGGCUCAAACUGAUCCCCAAGCAAGCGAGCGUUGUGCAGUGCGUGCGAGGAGCGCGGUCUCAGCCAGAUCCAAGGUCAGGGUAAGCGACCCUGACGUUAACCUGAGCAGUUUAAACGCAGGGACAUAUAUCCCUUUUCUGUUUCCCAUUUUCUCCCCUCCCGGAGGGGGAAAACGGCAGGUCAAUCUCUCCACGUCUACACCCCACGGUCGUGUGGGCGGAGAACACCUCCCACGGUGGCAAGCCUGGAAUUCUUUCAUAAUGAAACCUGCGCUGCCCCUACUGUUCAUAGGGGCAUCUAAAACCACUGCCGAAACCCGGGAUCGAACCAGGGACCUUUAGAUCUUCAGUCUAACGCUCUCCCAACUGAGCUAUUUCGGCAGCUUAUAAGAGUUACUUUCUGCAUUUCUGUAAUGAAAUAGUAUGUGUUCUGUCCUAACAGAAGAGGCCAGAACAGGUUCAGCUGGAAGUAAGCAUCUAGCAAAUGUUAUAGAGUUGACAAAGCACAGUCUCUAUGUAUAAGCUAGAAAUGACAAGUAAUUUUACUUUUCUCAGUUGUUUGGACUCAAGAAAUAUAUGGAACUGAACAGGACGGCCACGUGUAAAAUGUGGCUUUUCAGUGUCACCUCCACAUGAGGUAUGCGUAGAGUCGUGGCAUCUGUAUAUUAAAGGCUUUGACUUGCCAAACUUAAAUCGUGAAAAUAUGCCUCCAUUU
This is a messenger RNA of Suricata suricatta (meerkat), 2157 nucleotides long. RefSeq names its product proline-rich protein 18-like. The transcript has 3 exons. The record is from RefSeq and is a predicted model, not a curated record. Bases 1049 to 1456 code for a protein of 135 amino acids. Lineage: Eukaryota; Metazoa; Chordata; Mammalia; Carnivora; Herpestidae.